Molecule: messenger RNA, 1051 nt
Organism: Lactuca sativa (garden lettuce)
Lineage: Eukaryota; Viridiplantae; Streptophyta; Magnoliopsida; Asterales; Asteraceae
Cellular component (GO): membrane; cytoplasm
Source: RefSeq, a predicted model, not a curated record
UAAAAUUGAAUCUUCAACCAUCUUACAGAAAAUUUCGAUUCCAUUUUCUCUGCCAGCCCUAUCGAGACACGAGAUAUUCAUUCGACCCCUAAUUUAUGCACAAAUAGGAAGAAUUUACGUGAAAGAGGAAGCUCGUUUUCGUAACUCUAGCUAUCGAUUGUUACAAAAUACGAAAACAACGAUUCCAUUUAGUUUGCCCUAGAAAAAACCUAGAAGUUUUCCCAGUUAAUUUCUCGUUUUGCUUAAGAAUUCUGGAAAAAAUUGUACGGUAUAGUAAUGUUGAAGCUCUGGAGAUGGUAUCAAAAUUGUUUAGCUGUUCAUCCGUUGAAAACACAGGUCAUCAGCUCCGGUGUGAUUUGGGGGCUUGGUGAUAUUGCAGCUCAGACAGUUACCCAUGCCACUGCUGUCAAGAAAAAACCCCUUAUAAAAUCUGAGGAAGAUAAAGAAUUUCAUCUCAAUUGGAGACGAGUGGCUAACACUAGCUUAUUUGGAAUGGCAUUUGUGGGACCCGUUGGUCACUUCUGGUAUGAAGGUCUAGAUCGAUUAUUAAGAUUGAAACUUCAAUACCAACCAAAAUCAAUGCGAUUUGUUGCAACUAAAGUAGCACUUGAUGGGAUCAUAUUUGGACCCGUGGAUCUAUUUGUUUUCUUCACAUACAUGGGUUUUGCAUCUGGGAAGAGUGUGAAACAAGUAAAAGAAGAUGUGAAAAGAGAUUUUCUUCCUGCAUUGGUUCUAGAAGGUGGGAUAUGGCCGAUUGUCCAGGUGGCAAAUUUUCGGUUUGUUCCAGUGAGGUAUCAACUUCUUUAUGUAAACUUUUUCUGUUUGUUGGAUAGUUGUUUUCUUUCUUGGCUUGAGCAGCAACAGGAUGCUGCUUGGAAACAAUGGUUUAAAAGAUUGUCUUUGAAAGAACAUGAAAAUCAGAAGAGUUGAUGAGUUAAAGUUCCAUGUAUGCUUUCAUAUUUGAUGGAUUUGUUGUUUUCAUUUUGUUUUUGUUUGUUGGUUAUUUUUGGAAAACUAUUACGGGGAAAGAAGCAAUGUACUUUGAGAUGCA